Molecule: messenger RNA, 4131 nt
Organism: Humulus lupulus (European hop)
Lineage: Eukaryota; Viridiplantae; Streptophyta; Magnoliopsida; Rosales; Cannabaceae
Product: putative disease resistance RPP13-like protein 1
Exons: 3
Coding region: 68-3382 (1104 amino acids)
Biological process (GO): defense response to other organism
Molecular function (GO): ADP binding
Source: RefSeq, a predicted model, not a curated record
GCCUUAUUCAUUAUUCACGAUUGUCAUUCCCUAGCUUCAACAUACUUGCUUUGCCUCCAACUCCAACAUGGCUGUUGAAUUGGUUGCUGGUGCUUUGCUCUCUGCUUCACUUCAAGUUCUGUUUGAGCGAUUGGCCUCUGAGGAGAUACCCCAGCUGUUCCAAGGAAAGAAAUCCAUUCUCAAGCUGUUAGACAAGCUGAACACUAGGAUGUUAUCAGCUAAUGUUCUGCUCAAUGAUGCUGAGGAGAAGCAACUUCGAAAUGACAAUGUCAAGAAGUGGCUGUUCAAGCUUCAAGAUGUCAUCUUUGAAGCCGACGACUUGGUGGACAGAAUUGACUAUGAAGCUCUGCGAUCCAAGCUUGAAGAUGAUCAAUCCAGCGGCGGCGCAAGCAAGGUAUUUCACCAACUGAAAUCUAUGUCGCCUUUCUUGUCCACAUUUGAUAAAACUGUACAACAUGAUGUCAUUGAGAUCCUUGAUAAACUAGAUGAUCUUCUUGAUCAAAAGGAUGCUCUUGGCUUGAGAGAAGUUGCUGAAAACGCACCUUCAAAAAGGCCACCUGCUCCUUUAGUGGAACAAUCUGAUGUUUAUGGGAGGGAUACUGAAAAAGAAAUCAUUGUUGAUUUGUUGCUGAAAGACGAUGUUGAUGGUGGUACUAAGAUUUCUGUCAUCCCGAUUGUUGGGAUGGGUGGUCUUGGCAAAACCACUCUUGCUCAACUUGUUUAUGAUGAUGAUCGAGUUAGAAAACAUUUUGACCUGAAAGUAUGGGUUACUGUGUCGGAUGAGUUUGAUAUUUCAAAGAUAACAAAAGAAAUCUUUGAGGGAGUCACUUCCAGCAAAUGUGAUAUCGAGAACUCUGAAGAACUUCGAAGAAAAUUGAAGGAAGCACUGCAGGGGAAGAAAUUUUUGUUUGUUCAUGAUGAUGUUUGGAACGAGUCUUAUACUUUGUGGGACACUUUGAAGAGCUAUUUUGAUUAUGGAGCAAAUGGAAGUAAAAUUAUUGUGACUACCCGAAGCACAAUCGUUGCCUCUACUAUGACCACUGGGCAUACUCAUCAUCUUCAAACUUUAUCGAGUGAAGAUUGUUGGAAUUUAUUUGUUAAACAUGCUUUCGGAACUAGUGUUGACAUCAAUGACUUCCCAGAUUUGCAAGAACUUGGCAAGAAAAUAGUGGGCAAGUGCAAAGGUCUUCCCUUAGCAAUAAAAUCUCUUGGUGGACUAUUGCGCUCUGAACGAAAUACUAAAAAAUGGGAAGACAUACUUAACAGUGACACGUGGGAGGAGUUAUACAAGAAGGAGGAUUCCAUUCUUCCUGCUUUAUGGUUGAGCUAUCGCCACUUACCUGGACAUCUCAAGCAAUGUUUUGCGUACUGUUCUAUAUUUCCCAAAGAUUAUGAAAUUGAUAGAGAAAACUUGAUUUUGUUGUGGAUGGCAGAAGGAUUUUUGCCACAUGAUAAAAAAUGUAAAAGAAUUGAGGAAUAUGGAGAGGAAUACCUUCAAGAUCUCAUGUCAAGGUCAUUCUUUCAACGAUCUAGUAAAGGAAACUCAUUUCUCCAAAGAUCUAGUAAAAGAAACUCAUUUCUCCAAAUGCAUGACCUAAUACAUGAUUUAGCUAUGUUUGUAUCAGAUAAUUUUUGUUUUAGGUUGGAUUUGAGUAAUGAUUUACUUAGAUUUGGAACAAGGACCCGUCAUUUGUCAUAUGUGAUAGAGAAAUACGACAUCAACAAAGUUAAGGGCUUGUAUAAAGCCAAGAGCUUGCGUACCAUUCUAGCCUUGUCAUUCCAAUAUCGAAUAUUGAUGAAUGUGAACUUAGUCUCUCAUGAUAUGUUGGUCGCUCCAGGGAUUUGUUUAAGAGUACUUUCUUUUAAGGAGCUGCUCGCUGCAGGGAGUUGUUUAAGAGUACUUUCUUUAAAUAACUCUUCUAUUAAGGAGCUGCCUAAUUCAAUUAGUAAUCUUAAGCAUUUGAGGUACUUGGACUUGUCUUACAGUAAAAUUAAAGAACUACCUGAAUCAGUUUGUACUUUGUACAAUUUACAGACUUUAUUGUUAUUGAAUUGUAGAAGGCUUUGUCAAUUACCAAAGAAGAUGGGAAGCUUAAUCAACUUGCGAUAUCUAGAGAUUGGUGGUGUACGUCUAAAAGAGUUUCCCCAUGAAAUUAGUAAUAUGAAGCACUUGUAUUUUUUAUCCGAUGUUGUUUUGAGCGAUAGAAAUAGUGGAGGAUUUAAAAUGAAAAGGGUAGCAGAGCUUGAGAAUUUACGGCGCAUUUCGGGGUUGGAAAAUAUUAGCGAUGCAAGAGAAGCUUUAGAGGCUAAUUUGAAGGCUAAGAAAGGUCUUUCAAUAUUGACUUUGAGCUGGAAUGGUAAUGCUGGCGUGGCUGAUAGUUCGCAAAAAGAAAAGGAUAUACUUGAUGCACUUGAACCCCAUGCAAAGUUAGAGCAUCUUGGUAUUGAAAAUUACAGAGGUACAACAUUCUCGGACUGGAUUGUAGACUCUGCAUUUGUUAAUUUAGUAUCAAUCAGCAUUGUCAAUUGUAAGAAUUGUUGUAUUUUACCCCCACUUGGAGAGCUAGCAUUUCUCAAAAAACUUAAAAUUAAAGGAUGUGAUAGUGUUAUCUCAAUAGGUGAUGAGAUUCCUCAUCACAAUGGUCCUCUAUUCAGUUGUCUAGAAGAGUUGCGGAUUUCCAAUAUGUUGGAGUGGAAAGAUUGGUCAUUUAGUAGUGAAGCUAUGCUACAAGGUCAAAUAUUCCCUCUUCUUACAACACUUGACCUGUUAGAUUGUCCAAAGCUUAAUGUUGCCUUACCUGGUUAUCUUCCAUCCUUGAAAGAUGUCUCUAUACGUGGUUGUGAACAAAUGGUGGUUUGGCUCCCGAGAACUCAACAGACUGUCACAGCCCCUCUCUCUCUUCUACAUGUAUAUAUAGACAAUUGGCCAUUGUUGGAAUCUCUUCUAGACUUGGGAUCACACUCGAAAGUAAGGCAUCUUCAAUUGGGGUAUUCUAAAAGGCUCUUUGAGAACCAUAAGCAGUUGGAUCUGCAUAGACUCUCAUGUUUAGAAUUCUUAACUAUGAGAGGAGGUUGGAAAGAUUAUUCCUUUCCCGACGUGGGGUUGCUUCCGACCACUCUGACUCGUCUUCACAUUUCGGAGUAUCAUAACCUUGAAACCCUAAACGGCAAGGCCCUUCAACAACUUACCUCCCUUAAAUCAUUGAAUAUUCAUCGUUGUGAAAGGCUGCGGUGCUUGCCAGAAGAAGGGCUGCCCACUUCACUUUCUCGUUUGUCGAUCAGUGGGUGUCCUUUGGUAAAGCAACGCUGUGAGAAAGGAGGAGAAGAUUGGCCUAAGAUUCAGCACAUCACAGAAGUGAUAUUGCGUGAAUUGGAUGACUAAACGUAUCAAUAAAAUGCUGCAAUGAUCUGUCUAGAUCGAAGCCAAAAUGUUUCUAAAAAGAUUGGAGCUCAUUCUUCAACAUAUCAAAAUAUAGGAAAAAUUGAGGGCUGAACUGAAAACGUUGUUCCGGUGAUACAAAUCAAAGAAAAAGACUGAAGAUCCUCAAAUGAAUACCUCUCAAUCAAAUCAGCACUUGCUUUGAAAUUCUGUUUUAAUCUGUGGCAACAACAAGCUUCUGGAAUUGGCAUUUGGAAAGCAGAUCUUCAUUACAGACACAAGAUUUUAUUGUGGUUCUUGACAAUUUAGCAAGAAGCAACAAUGAGAUAAGGUCAUAGCAGCUUCUUUUUCUACUCUGUAGUGUCUGCUGGUUGGGAUUAUUGCACCGCUUGAUCAACUUUGAAAUAUUUCACCUUGCAUGGUGAAAGUGUCUCUUUGUUUAUUGGUUUGUUUGCUCUAAUUUUCUAUCAUUGAAUAUUUUGUGUCCCUCACAGUUGAUCAAGCGGGACAUUGAGAUUUGUAAUUAUAAACCUAAAUAUAUGGCUAUGAGACUUGUAUAUAAUGUUCAAUGAAGUCUCAUUUCACUAUGCAAAACUUUCUAUAAUUUCAAAUCUGUCAUUAUAUUCCUGCAUUGAUGAUGGUAGCCCAGAGAAUGAAGAGUGUUAUGAAGACUAUAUAAAAAUGUGUAAUAAUACAUAGUUCAAAAGAACUUUCCCUAUUUCCAGUGUUGAAGUCUUCUUUCAUUCUUUCUG